GAACUUGUUCAAGCGCUUCACCUACACAUACAUCGCUCGACCUACAUGCUUUUCAGCUAAAUAAGUAGACUCGCUGUGUACCGACCUACAACGAAUCACUACCACAUUGUCUUCAUGUAUUAGCUGGGACUCUAAUGAACUACAGCAUUGACACUGGAGUAAUGCCUCGGAUUAACUUGUUGCGUGUCUGUCUGUCCUGUUGGUCACGUCUGCCAAAUCGCCACAUAUCGUCAGCUAGUAGCCUUGUCUCCAAAAGUACAAGCAUUCCGACCUUGACCUGUUCACCCUCGUGUGGUUUAAGAUGGCCAACCAUGAUGGAUCUGGCAGGACUUCCAAAAAAGCCUUUAGGACGACAGUACAGCAAUGAAAGUGCACCAAAGCAAUCAGCGCUGGAGUUAGAGCAGAAUGCAUUUUUUGAAAAGUACAGGCAUAAACUGAAGCAAAAACAAAGCGAAGCACCAGAGGAGUACCAUUCCAAGUUAGAAGAAAUGGAAGCAACAAAACAAGCUGAGCUAGAAAUGUUUAGGAAAGACUUAGCCCCACCUCCUGCUAAAACCAAAGGUGAUGAGCCAAGAACAGGAGCCAUCCCUGUCAGCUGGCCCCCAAAUAGUUUAAAUGAGAUAAUGAAGAUGGACCUGCUGAAAGACAAAACACCAGAAGAAAUUACACAUAUUUGGAAAGAAUACCAUGUAUCAAAAGAUUGUGUAUUUGGAGUUGUCAAGGAGAUGGACUAUGAGUAUCUGAUGGAGAAGUCUCGAGUCUGUCCUGUUUUUGUGUACCCACUGCCACGUCAGGAUGGAUUCGAGUUUAUUUUGUCACAGUUCAAUGGAAAAGAAGUGUUCUUCACCCCUCUUAUUAUGUACCAGACACAGAAAGAGAGCGCCUUAUCUUGUCUUACACUAACUCACUUCCAGGACCUUCAAAAGGACAAAGGUAUAGUUCUGAUGGCAGGCCAGUAUAACAGUGAUAUUCUGACAAAAAGUGAAGCCCUUAUUUUAGUAAAACAGAUGACAAUGUACUAUUGUCAGCCUGGUAUGGAACGAUUCAACCUGGUUCGCUUGUUCAACCAUAUGCCCGAGAAAUUUCAUUACCAGGAAAUUAUAUCAGAAUAUAAAAAGAUGAAGAAAAUGCUUGAGAUGGAGGUGUAGCAUUAACUGGUUUAUAGACAUUAUUUUGAAUAUUGACGCCAUAAUUGUACAUAUUAAAGACGGAAAACGUGUUUUUGAUUGGAUGUUGAUCACUUUACGUCUGUUGAAUACCCCCUGGGGUCUGCAUGUCAGUGUAUCAUUGCACUGUGUAACAUUUUCAAUGUAGACACAUAUCUUACAGUGCUAACAACUAAGUGUAUUGGAAAAUACUGAUAAAUGAUAUUUAAUUAAUUCAAAUUUUUAAUUUAGAAUACAAUAAAAUAAUGGAGAUUUCU
Molecule: messenger RNA, 1423 nt
Organism: Mizuhopecten yessoensis (Yesso scallop)
Lineage: Eukaryota; Metazoa; Mollusca; Bivalvia; Pectinida; Pectinidae
Product: ATP synthase mitochondrial F1 complex assembly factor 1-like
Exons: 10
Coding region: 135-1148 (337 amino acids)
Biological process (GO): mitochondrial proton-transporting ATP synthase complex assembly
Cellular component (GO): mitochondrion
Source: RefSeq, a predicted model, not a curated record